Seminavis robusta is the source of this 1060-nucleotide messenger RNA. The record is from the annotation of a GenBank genome assembly. NCBI's taxonomy places the organism in Eukaryota, Bacillariophyta, Bacillariophyceae, Naviculales, Naviculaceae.
AAGUGUGCACCGAAGCAGUGGCAGCAGCUCUCCGGCCCAUUUCCCAUUAUUUGGACAAGACGACAAUAAGACGACCAUCAUCCACCAUGGGCCGCAAGAGCAAACAAGCCGGUAGCGGGCACAUGCCAUUGACGCACUAUGAGCGUACUAAAAAGUUCAAAUCGUCUAGUUUUGGUACAACGACGACCCGUCUUUCGGGAGAUUCUCAGGUUGCCUUUGGCCAUUGCAGUCUCGGGUUGACCGUGAUUAUGGAGGAUGGCAAGCAGAAGAAGAAGACUGACGACAAUGAUGAAACGCUGGUGACGACGAUUGCCAUGGUGACUCCGUCGGGUCACUUGUAUGCCAAAGAAGCCAUUUUCGAGUACUUGUUGACCAAGACGCAAGAAUACCAAGACCAAUUGGCACUCUUUGAACAGCAACAAGACGACGACACCAAAAAGGCCGACACGACCGAAGCUACAAAACGCAAGCGACAAGAAGCCUUUGAUGCGUCGCACAAUCUACAAGAAAAACGAAUCAAACAUCCACAACAGGACGAUAGUGAUAAAGCGGCGGCAAGCGUUCUCAAACGCACGAGUUACUGGUUGCCCGAUAUGCAACCCGACAAGGUGGAUGCCCGACAUAAAGCACCGGAACGACCCACGUCACCGUAUUCGGGAGAACCAUUGCGUCGAAAAGAUUUGCGAGAAUUGGCGUUGGAGCGAAAACCCAACACGGAAGAUGUGAUUUGUGCCAUUUCUGGAAAAGCCAUUCGGAUGCAACCGACGAUGGCCUACUGGACCAAGGACAAGACCAAACCGGGAGUCGUCGUUCUCAAGGAUGUGUACCACAUGACAAUUGACACGGAGGGGAGCAAGAAGAAAAAAGCAAAAGGGGACGACGAAAAAGAUGACAAGCCAAAAUUGCAGUGUCCACUGACCAAUCAGAAAAUUAAACAUGUUAUUGAAUUGAAAGUGGGGGGAAGCGGAUUUGCGGCGCACAAUGCCGUGGAAGUCAAGACGUACAAACCAACUAUUACGUAAACUGUAAUAAUAGAAUGGUAUAGAUUUAUUUAUCAUAU